GGAGGUGGCCCUGGCCAGUGCCAGGCGCCAGCGUAGCGGUAGCUUCCAGUGAAGAGUGGCGGUGACCACCGGGAGAAGCUUCCCCCCAUUGUCCCCUUCUGCGUCGCUGUCUGGCUGGUGACCAUCACUGGAUUGCGGGAUUCCCUUGGAGUGCAGAUGUCGGCCUCUGAGGUAGCUGGCCUUGGGGCCCGAGCCCCGAGUCCUUCGGAAUCGUCUGCUUCUUGUACUUCCAAGUCAGAUGACGCUCUCCCAGAUGGCCUAAGCCCCAAAGACUCUGCCCAGAAACAGAAGAACUUGUCUCCGCCGAGUGUAAGUAGCCAAAUGAUAACCGAGGAGAGUAACAGAAAUGCCCGUUUGGAACAUCCAGAACAGAACCCUGGUCCGUCAGUGGGUGAUACCUCAGCAGCGCACCAGGAAGUUUUAGGAGAAAACUUGGUAGCCACAGCCCUUUGUCUUUCUGGCAGUGGGUCUCAGUCUGAUUUGAAGGACUUAACCAACCCAGCAGGAGAGGAGGGGGACACGAGCCUCCGGGAGAGCCUCCAUCCAGUCACUCGAUCUCUUAAGGCAGGGUGCCACUCAAAGCAGCUUGCCUCCAGGAAUUGCUCUGAAGAGAAAUGCCCAGCAGCCUCCAUCCUAAAAGAAGGUAGCAGGGAUACAGGCUUGGACUUCCGACCUGUAGUACCUCCCGCAAAUGGGGUUGAAGGAGUCAGAGUGGAUCAGGAUGAUGAUCAGGAUAGCUCUUCCUUGAAGCUUUCUCAGAACAUUGCUGUGCAGACUGACUUUAAGACAGCAGAUUCAGAAGUAAACACAGACCAAGAUAUUGAAAAGAAUCUGGACAAAAUGAUGACAGAGAGAACUCUGCUGAAGGAACGUUACCAAGAAGUCCUGGACAAGCAGAGACAGGUGGAGAGUCAGCUCCAAGUGCAAUUGAAGCAGCUUCAGCAAAGGAGGGAAGAAGAGAUGAAGAAUCACCAGGAGAUACUAAAGGCCAUUCAGGAUGUGACCAUAAAGCGAGAAGAAACCAAGAAGAAGAUAGAGAAAGAAAAGAAGGAGUUCUUGCAGAAGGAGCAGGACCUGAAAGCUGAAAUUGAGAAGCUCUGUGAGAAGGGCAGAAGAGAAGUGUGGGAAAUGGAACUGGAUAGACUCAAGAACCAAGAUGGUGAAAUCAAUCGGAAUAUUAUGGAAGAGACAGAGCGGGCCUGGAAGGCAGAGAUCCUGUCACUAGAAAGCCGGAAGGAAUUGCUGGUGUUGAAACUGGAAGAAGCAGAAAAAGAAGCAGAACUUCAUCUGACUUACCUCAAGUCAACUCCUCCAACACUAGAGACAGUUCGUUCCAAGCAAGAGUGGGAGACAAGACUGAAUGGAGUUCGGAUAAUGAAAAAGAAUGUUCGGGACCAGUUUAAUAGUCACAUCCAGCUAGUGAGGAAUGGAGCCAAGCUGAGCAGCCUUCCUCAGAUCCCUACCCCAACUUUGCCUCCACCACCCUCAGAGGCAGAUUUCAUGCUUCAAGUAUUUCAGCCCAGUCCCUCUCUGACCCCUCGGAUGCCCUUCUCUAUUGGGCAGGUCACUAUGCCUAUGGUUAUGCCCAGUGCGGAUCCUCGCUCUUUGUCUUUUCCAAUCUUGAACCCUGCCCUUUCCCAGUCCAACCAACCUUCCCCACCUCUUCCUGGCUCACAUGGGAGAAAUAGCCCUGGCUUGGGUUCCCUGGUCAGCCCUCAUGGUCCACACAUGCCUCCUGCUGCCUCCAUCCCGCCUCCCCCAGGCUUGGGCGGUAUUAAAGCUUCUACUGAAACUCCCCGGCCCCAACCAGUGGACAAACUGGAGAAGAUCCUGGAGAAGCUGCUGACUCGGUUCCCACAGUGCAAUAAGGCCCAGAUGACCAACAUUCUUCAGCAAAUCAAGACAGCACGUACCACCAUGGCGGGCCUGACCAUGGAGGAACUAAUCCAACUGGUAGCUGCACGACUGGCAGAGCAUGAACGGGUGGCAUCAAGCACUCAGCCACUUGGUCGGAUCCGGGCUUUGUACCCUGCUCCUCUGGCCCAAAUCAGUACCCCAAUGUUCUUGCCUUCUGCCCAAGUUUCAUACCCUGGAAGGUCUUCACAUGCUCCGCCCACUUGUAAGCUGUGUCUGAUGUGUCAGAAACUUGUCCAGCCCAGUGAGCUGCAUCCGAUGGCCUGCACCCACGCGCUGCACAAGGAGUGUAUCAAAUUCUGGGCUCAGACCAACACAAAUGACACUUGUCCCUUUUGUCCAACUCUUAAAUGAUGGACCCGCCUGGGGAGGAAGAAGAGGAGAAACGGAUGUGAACAGGAAGCGCGGGUUCAAGAUUUCUAAAACUCUAUAUAUUUAUACAGUGACAUAUACUCAUGCCGUGUACAUUUUUAUUAUAUAGGUAAUGUGUGUAUAGAAAGUCUGUAUUCAGAUGUUCGUAAUGAAAGUAUGUAUAUAAUGCAGAAGCACCCCUCCCCCCCUCAUCUUGCAGGCUUUUGUGAGGAUGCAGACUGUAGGGAUAUAUGAUCUUUAACUUGGCCUUGAAAUCAUGAUCCCUGCAUUAGGGCUGUUGUCUAAACAUCUAGGAAGCUGCUGUUGUGCUAAGGCCAUCCUGCUUUGGUUUGGCCCAGCCCCUAGUCCAUUUUUAUAAGGCUCAUGUAUGCAGAUUUGCAAUCUGGUGCUCACCUGCUGUGCAUCCAGACGCCUGGCCUUGCAGGGGCCUCCAAAGCCUUGGUGUUAUUUUAGCCAUUCUACUCCAGUAGAUAAAAUGAUACUGGUUGAGGGGGAAGAAAUGUAACUCUGAUAGUUUGAUUCUUCAUUGAACAUUUUACUGUGUUAAUGCUCAUUAUUUAUACAUUGAUAUCAGGUAUACAGGAUAUUCUGUUUUACGUCAGUAAAAUCUACAGUCCAAGAACAACAAAAUCAGGUUCCAUUUCUCCCACCAUCUUCUGUCUACUUUCUGGAUAGAAAAGCACAAUUCACAGAUUUCCCCCCUGGGCUGAGCCACCAUCCCCUUGUUGCGACUAGUUUAGCCUCCACUAAGCACUGACCAGCCAGGCUUGCAAAGUGCUUAACCUUCCCAUUCCUCUGGUCUCCUGAUCUAGCAGUCCCCUUCCCCAAAGGUUAAGGCAGUUGGUUCACUACCAAGUGGUUUGGUUUCACCUUGGAUGAGCUCCACACAGGCACUGGGGUGAGAUGUUUGUGCAAAAUAACUGGCAGAAUAAUCAUGGGAUGUUGGACUUCAUUUGUCAACCAAGAAAGCUAUGGAGGACACAUUUCCUGUCUAGGCUACAGUGAGACAGUGAGAUGAAGGGAGGUGGUACAGUUAUAGCCAUGCUCUGUGGGUUCCCAUCGGAGUGAGAUGGUUCUCCACCUCCGCUUAUUGAGUACUUCUGGUCUUCAUGUCCGAGACAGCUGUGGCUCUGAGAACCUUGAUUCUUUUCCAAUCUUUAUCUUUACUCCUAUAGGAAAUGGCUUUAAUUACCUUCUUUUUCAGAAUUAAACAAGUGUUAAUUGAGAAAAAAAUUGCAUCUGAGGGAAGGGCAACAUUAUGUUACCGGCAAUUGAUGUUUUCCCAUUUUGGGACUGGGAAUGCUUCUUGAAGCUAGCAGUUUGUAUUAGGAUAGCAGCUCUCCUUUCUAAGCUAACUAACUCUCCUUUGGUUUUUCUUCAUUGCCUAUGAGCUCAUGGAUGAAUUCUCUCCUCUUGCGUUAUUUGCACAGGCUGACUGACAGGCAUGUUUAGGGGACUGGACUUCCCAGGGUUAUCUUGGCAUCUUUAAGAGGGAAUGGAACAGCCUGAGUCCUAAACUUUUUAGAGGUCAAGUGACCUCUGUUCUUUGGUUAAUGAAGUACUUUUGCCUUCUUGUCUCCAGUUUGGUACUACUUGAACAGAAAAAGGUGGCAAAAUGGAAAUCUGCUUCCUUUGUUCUUUUCAUGUAGGUGAUUCGUUUUGUCUUGUAAUCUUAAGAUUGUUCUUUCCCCUCAACUGUGCAGCAUCCAGCACUAGCUGUAUAGUACCUCACAGUGUCCCCUGAAAACUGUAAAUUGAAAGUGAGCAUAAAGAAUGUGUUUAGUUAAACAUAGUGGCACAAACCUGUAAUCAUGGCAUUUGGCAGGUGGAUGUACAAGAGGCUAGCCUGGGCUACAUAUCUCAUUCUCCUGGCCCCUUCCCCUAUGGACACACACACAUUCACACACACAUAUAUAUGGUUUCUGUCGAGGAGUGGUGGCAUACACCUAUAAUCCCAGCAUUCAGGAGGCAAAGGCAGGAAGGUUGCUACAAGUUCAAGGCUAGCCUGAUCUACAUGAAAUGCUGCCUCAAAAAAAGAAAAAAAAGAAAAGGAAGAAAAGAAAGAAAAAAGAAAGUAAGAAAAAAAAUAACUUCUUUUCAAAUAAAUAAAUAAAUAAACAAACAAACAAAUAACUUUGAAGCCAAUAGAGUAGAGAGGAAAAAAAGCAGGAAUGAGUUGGGGUCAAACUGUCUCUCAGAGCAAACCCUAGGAAGGCAGCAUUUUGGAGAGUGGGCCCUUGCAGUUGGAGCCUUGUCACUGUGGCUCUAUCCUUGCAGAGAAGCAGUGAGAAAAACACUGAGUCUGCCAUGCCUGUUUCCAUCACCUCUGCCCACUGGGCCUCAGUCCAUGCAGACCAGUGGCAAAGCCCCACAUACAAUGUGGAGAUAAGCAGUCAUUUUUUCAGGAGACUUUGAAAAUAGAGCUGUAUAAUACAUAUUUUUACAAGCAAGAAGCUGUUGUCAAGAUUUUUUUCUGUUUUACAUAUCAGAGUUCAUAAUUUUACAAUACAAAGGAGUUAACCAUCAAAAGAAAAAUAAAUGCAAAUUUCCCCCCUAAAAAAAAAAAAAAAGAACACCAGUUACUAGGGUAAAUAACAACUAGGUUGAGGUUUUUUUGCCCUGGAAAGAGAUGGGAAAAAGCCAGUUUUUCCCAACGUGGGUAGAAUUUGUAAAGCAGAAUGUGGCGUUUUCAUGGUAGUGAUCCUGGAAGCUUAUUUACACUGUAGUUCUGAGCUGGAAGCAGACAGUCUCCAUCUUCCCAGCAGUCUGUGGGUGUGGGGUAUUCCUUGUCAGCCAGAGCAGCACCAGUGCAAGGGCAAUGAAGAGGACCCAGCUGAAAAACUGCACGCAGGAUUCUUAUUUUAUUGGUUUAUGGCUUGUGGGCGGCUGGCUGGGGCCAGCAACUCCAGAGGCCCUGCUAGUGUCUCCCCACCAGCUAUUCCAUGCUUGGCAGGUCCCCUACCUGAAAGCAGUGUAGAGCAUACUAGGAUAGGAUGCAGUGGUCAUCCCAGGAAAACUCGGCUCUUCCUGCUAACACUGGCUUCAUGUCUGUUGUAUUAGAACUGACAGGGAAGAGGAGUGUGGCCCCCACUACCUGGCCCAAGAACCAGCCUGGGUACAUGUACUAUUGGGAGGGGCAGCAGAGAGCAGGACAGAAAGACUGCUCUAUUGGGAAAGGAGAAGGAAGUAAGGAAGCCCCAAGGCUGCCAUCCUUUCUCCAGGCAGCCUUGAUACUGAAGGCAAUGACAUAGAACCAGAAAGCCCCCUAUCUUACAUUCGUUGUUUAAUACUAGCCAAUGUGUGAUGUCUCCUUAGCCAGAUAAAUAGAGGGGCCAUUGAAGAGGGCAAGAGAGUAAUGAACCCACUCAGUAUUCCAUAAAGAUCUUACCAUUUUGUACCAUUGGGCAAAAAGAGAUAAAAUAAAGACAAAAUCUAGGCAGAGGCAAAUGCAUCAGCCCUAACCCUGCUGAAUGAAUCUUGAGGGUUCUGCCUUUGUGGAUCAGAUAGGAGAACUUUCCUGUCUGUUCCUUUUAGCACCUUGGUUGGAGUGAACCUAUGCUGGGAAGACAAUCCUCAGCCCUACAAUAUUCUAACUGUUGUCCCAUAGGGCAUCUAAGACAUUGGGGUUGGGACAUUUUGGUGCCACCUAGCAUGUAGAAGCAGGGAGAGACAGGUGGAAUUAACAAGAUAGGGAUUCAUGUGUCCAGUGGGACUUUUCUCAUGAGCACUGUUCCUUUAAGAGUGUUAAAAAGAUCUCUUUGGCUAAUAAGCCCUUUUCUCCAUUUCAUUUCGGUUCAGACUACAUCCACAAGACAUGUUGGGGAAUGCUACCUCUCUUAAUCCAGAUGGGCAUCUGUCUUGGAGAUGUGGAGAAAGUGAUUAUAGCUCUGCCUUUCCUAGCUUUGCUACUUUCUCCUUCCUGUGUCUGUCCUGUCUCUCCUCAUCUUGACUGCCCCCAGGAGUACAAACAUUCGCAUCGCAUAGGUUUUGGCUUAUCUCAAGACUCAGUCUUUGUACCAGUGUAGGCUUGAGUCUGCAGUCCCUAUCACUAAAGCAACUGGCAAACUGCAUUUUCUUCUGCUGACUUUGGCCAGCAGGGAAAUGAGAUUGGCCCUUUCUCUGCCAGGGUACCAUAGGGACACAUGCCGGGUAGCCUGAGUAUGACACCGGUACUUCUGGAAGGACGGAAAGAAUACUCGGGGUUGGAGACUCUAAAGGAUGCUGGGCAGAGGGUCAGGGCUGAAGCUUAAGCAGCAACAUUUCCAACUCAAGUUUGUGGUGCCUAAGGGUAUCCUGCCACCAGAAUGCUGCUUUCUCCCUCCUGUUUCCUACAGGCCUUGCAAGCCCUGUAAUCCAGCUUGCCAGCUGUCUCUUUUCUGUCAAGGCAGAAGCAUUCGGCAGGUUGGUGAGGGUCCUGAGGUGCUCUGGCCACAGGUACCAUCCAUAUCUCCAACUCACGUGACCAAAGGGAACCACCCAGAUGUGGUCCAGGGGGAUCUCUGUCAUCUGCCCACUGGCCUCCUUAUUUCAGCAGGGAGAUGUCAUCAGCAAAGUCAUCAUGCUGAUGGCGCAGGCAGCGUAGGCAGCGCCACUGACAUACCAUGAGGCAGAGUGGCAACAUGAAGAGGGCGCAGAUGGCAGCCAUGACAUAGGCUAUGGUCAUAAGUGUCGACUCAUCUGUCUGUGGAAUGUUGUAGCCACAGUCUUCCAUGUCUGCCGUGACAAACGGACCUUCCACUGCCGCCGUCCUGAACUCAUCGUGCACUGGAGAAAGGGUAGAGAUGAACUGGUACCUCUUACUGUCAGAGUAGUGUGGGUUAUACAAUUGAAAGAGCUUCCUGACAGGGACCCUUAGAACCCACCCAAGGGAGGCAGUGCACAGUCCAUCUUGGACAGAGUGAACAGUGGGCAAGGAAACUAGUACUGAGAAAGGAUGUUUCUCCCUCCAGGACCUUGGGAACUGUAAGGCUUUGCCAUUUUUAAAUCCAGUAGAAGUGUUAUCAAAGCCAACAGUUCUGAGUUGACCAAAAUCUAGCCCCUUACACACACAGCAGACUUACCCAUCCUCAUGAAAAUCCAACCACAGAGCCCUGGCAGUUUUCUGCAGAAGCAUUCAGCCUUACUGUAGGCAGCCAGCCUCCCUUACAGCUAGUAUUUCCAAGUGCCUGUGAAGCUCUAGCUGCUAUCAGUUUCCAGUAUUGUUUUCCCCAUCAGGCAUGUUCACCAGAGCAAGCCUUAGCCCUACCUUUCACACAUGGUGGAUUAGCCAGAGGCUACUACCUCUUGAACAGACAGAUCUGGGAAUUAGCUGCUGGCAGCAAGACAUGAGCAGACUGACCCCACACCCUCCUCACCAUGGCAAGCGCUGACAGCAAAGCCAAUUCGCUUUCGGGCUCGAUCAAAGACCACAUAGAAGCCUUCCAUGAUGACCGCUCCCAUAACGGUGCCUGUGGAUGACUGUGAGACGGCGAACUUGUAACAGUCGUCUUGGGACGUGGCCACAUCUUCCACUGGCCGUAGGUAUUGCUGGGGGAAACAAUCACAGGAUGAGAGCAUGUCUUAUUCUGUCCUGCCUUUCUCUGCCUUUUAGUCACCUACACUUUGCUCUUCCUCAAGCCCUGAGAUGUUGACUUUUCCGCAACCCCUUUAUCAGCACACAUUCAUUUGUCUUUCAAGUUGUAGUAGCCAUGUCUCUUUACAUACUUUGUCUGCUUCUUGGCACUCCGCUGCCUCAGCUUGGGGACAUACCUGAGGAAGGAUGGUGAUGCGGAAGGACUGAUUGGUGACUUCACCCAUGAGGUAAAGUGAAAUGACUGGGAAAAUGUUCCAAGGGGUCGUGCCUGCUUGCCAGCACACCAGCUGCUCCCCUAGCCAAAAGCCAUCCGGGAACUUCUCCGUCUGUUGACAAGAGAGAACUGUGAAGAAUCGGCCUGCCCCACCAUCUUUUCUCUUAUGUUCAGAAUUGCAGGGACAGUUACCACUGUUUGCUUUUCCAGGGAAUUUUCCAAAGUGGCCAAGGUAAACUGAAGUCUAAGGAUCAGUAGAAGAAAGUGGGUCACUGGGCUCAUAAAGUUGUGCUAGGGUGACUGGAUGUGGCAGCUCACACUGCCUAUAGUCCCAGAAUUUGGAAGGCUGAGGCAUGAAGUUGUCAAGUUCAAAGCUAACCUGGGCUACAUUCAUGACCCUGUCUCAAAAAAGAAAAAGAAAAUGUAUCGGCCAAGUCAACAGACAGCAGUGUGCAAACGCUGACGGGAAGGAUCUACGAUCUUUGGUGCUUGCUGAGGCCCGUGACGGUCACUGACUCUGACUCUGUUUCACCCGCCCUGAGUCCACUGACCGAGGAGGCUGCCUUGAUGGACUUGACUGCAGCUUCAAAUACUUUCUUGGGCAAACGAAGGUUGGUGGUGCCACUGUCCACGAUGCUCUUGUCAUAGUUGUACUGAGGAGAGAAAGGGGAGGAGUUGGGAGAGGUGACUGACAGCUAAGCAUCCUACGGAGGUUGGCAUCUUAGCGUUUCCAUUUUGAACGUAUUUGUGUGCCUCCUUGGGCACGUUGCUUACUUAACCUCUGUGUACCUGUUUUAUUCUGAAUUGAAGGUAGUAACAAUGCCUACCUCAAAGGUUAUCAUAAGGAUUAAACAAAUCAAAAGGCUGAAAGUACUAAGUAGGUCCUGGCAGAUCCCAGGCACUUGGUAAGUACUAACUUCAUUCAUUACCUUGUGUGGGUAGGUGCUCUCCAAUCUGAAACAGAGGUGCCUUGUGUGGUGUUUGUACCUCUAGUACCUUUACGUCGUCGUUCUCAUACACCAUGCAUCGUGAUGGACAGAAGGGUGGCUCGGCAGGCAUAGAGCCUGGGCUUGACCUCUGAGACUGCAUGGUGGAAUAUGCCCAUAGAGCACUUGAGAGUCAGAGAGGAGGACCAGGAGUUCAAGCAAGUCUGAGGCCAGUGUGGGCUACAUGAGACCCUGCCUCAAAAAAGCCUGAAAUGGGGGCUGAUGAGAUAGCAGGUAAGGGCACCUGCUACCAAGUAUGAUCUGAGUUCAACCCCAGGGAGACUCACUAAUUGAAAAUUGUCCUCUGACCUCCACACACAAGCUGUGGCACAUGCCCUAUCCUCACCCUAAUAAGUAUAAAAAAAACCUAGGGAAAGAGACCCCAAAUAUUGGCAUUUGGGGUGUGCCAAGCAUAAGAACUAACACUUCGUACAUCAGCUUCGACCUUCACAGUCUCUGAAAAAGUGUGUGUAUCCUUACCUCUGCUUUGUAGAUGAGGAGUCUGGCACUGCAGCGAGGAGCCCAAAGGCACUUAGUAACAGCAGGACUCAGUCAGGUCCUCGCAGAAGCCUUGCCCGGAGCCGCCAGAGGUAGCGACUAGAGUCCAGAAGGGAACUCUUCUGUGUUUUCAUUACUGUACUUAAGCUCUAUGCUCAGGUUCUGUGAUGGCUCUGCAGGCCCUGCCCUUCACCUUAGGGAGUGCUGUGUGAUUGCCAACUUUCUGCCUUGGCACAGCCCUAACCUCAGCCCAGGUCCUGUGCCUCCACCCUCUCCUCCACCCUCAUGGUUCUCUCACACUGGGAUUAACCUCUUACUCUCACUGGGUCCCCUUCCAGUUUAUUACCUCCUUGCAGUCCAUUUUCAGAUCUUGACCAUUGAUUUCUACACGUACAAUGAUCACUUCAUAAUACCACUCCCGCCGGAUGGGUGUGUACCAGAGACUGCCAGUGUAUAGGGAAUGGUCGAUACCACCAAUGAUCUAAAAGAAAAAGAGACAGACACUAUGUCCUAGCACAGGAGAGCAGGUUACCCAAAACCAAAUGAUAAGAUCAGCCAUUUCUUGGGGUGUCAAGAUUCUCUCUAAUCUUCCAUCAUGCCCCAUGCAUGGUAAUGUUUAGUUUCUUAAAUGUGUUCAGAAGAAACACAUCAGAUUAUUUGUAUCAAAAUCUAUAAUCCUUGACAGGAAGUUAUUUAAACCUAAGCCAGUACAAUAAACGUGGAAUGAACAAA
This is a messenger RNA of Rattus norvegicus (Norway rat), 10288 nucleotides long. RefSeq names its product ring finger protein 214 (gene Rnf214). Gene Ontology annotation, cellular component: cytoplasm. Lineage: Eukaryota; Metazoa; Chordata; Mammalia; Rodentia; Muridae. The record is from RefSeq and is a predicted model, not a curated record.